Messenger RNA from Adineta steineri, 2589 nucleotides. The record is from the annotation of a GenBank genome assembly. NCBI's taxonomy places the organism in Eukaryota, Metazoa, Rotifera, Eurotatoria, Adinetida, Adinetidae.
AUGAUUAUCGAACCACGUCGUCGAAAGAGUUCCUCGGUGACAUUCUCUGUGCCUGAUGAUCAUUAUCAUCAUCAAUAUUAUGCACCACGAACAUCAAGUUUUGCAGAGUCAGAUUGGGAUUAUGAGCCGACUAUUACAACAAUUAGUCCAACAGCAUUGGCUAUGGCUCGAGCAUUACGUAGUAUUAAAACAUUUAAAAAAAGUUGGGAUUCAGAUAAAGCACUUAAAAGUACAUAUGAAGGAAAACCUGCGAAAUAUCAAUUACGUGCUUAUAUAUUCUUGGCAUUAGGUUAUGCUGUUACGGCAGCAUGGCUUUCGGAAAUGCCUACAUUUGCUUUAUUACCACCGAAAUCUUUUAAUUCCACUCCAUAUUAUAUAUAUAAUGAAAGUGUAAUUGAAUUAAAUAUAACACAAAAUACAACAUGUGGAAAAGUUCAAACACUUUCAAUCGAUGGUCAAAUGCGGAGACUUGAACCAAGAUAUAAGUAUGAUGAUGAAUAUGGACGAUCUGCUCUUACUGAUUUUAAUACUCUAUGUGAUCCAAUGCGUAUAAGAAUACCAAAUAUUGUUUAUCUCAUUGGUUUGAUAUUAGGAGGUCUUGUAUUUGGUUAUGCUGCUGAUCAUAGUGGAAGAAAAAUGAUUUUAACUGGAUCUAUGUGGACAGCAUGUGCUCUAUCAGUAUUUCAACUUCUCAGUGAUGAUUACAUAUCUUAUGUUUUUUUUAUUCUUUUUGUUGGUAUUGCAAUUGGUGCUGUACAGGUUAUAACUGUACCUUAUGUUAUAGAAAUGUUUCCUUCGGAAUCUCGAGCUAUCUAUGGUUUACUAUUAACAGCUUUUGUAUUCUUAUUUGAUUUAAUUAUUCCUGGACUUGCAUUUCUUUUGAAAAAUUGGAAAAUUUUACAAGGUGUUGUUACAGCACCAUUAAUUAUUACUGCAGUUCUUUACUGGUGGACAGAAGAAUCAAUGUUUUGGUAUACAACACAAAAAGAUUAUGUAACAGCUGUAUUAUCAUUAACAAAAAUUGCUCAAUUUAAUGGUAUUGUUUUUGAAGAUAUAUUUCGUGAAGCUAAAGAUUUUCUUCGUGGUAAACGUUCAAAAGGCAUUCAAUGUGAUUUUCAACCAUUACUUCGACUUGAGGAUAUUCAAUCAUUAGGAUUAAAAUAUCCUGAUUUUGAUAUGGUUGAUUUACAAUCAACAGGUAAAAAAACUACUUUCACACAAAAUAUUGCACAAGUAUUAACUGGUCAUCAUUAUUAUCCAACAUUAUCAACAUUUUAUCCAACUGAUUUUCUUCAUUCAACAAUAUUAAGUCUUUAUUUACUUAUUAUGUGCGGUCUUUGGCUUGUUAGUUCAUUAACAGAAUAUAGUUUGGAUUCACCACAUUUAACCCAUCAUUUAACAGAUAAUUUUUUUCUCAAUUAUUUCUAUACACAUCUUAUUCAAGUUGCUUCGUUUAUAGUUGCAUUUCCAAUGGUUUAUAAAUGGGGUCGUCGAUGGCCAACAUUUUGUUUUUUUCUUGUUGCUGAAGUUUGUUUACUUGGGUCAUAUACAUUUCGUGAAAAUGUAGAAGAUACACGUGCAGCAGUAUUGAUUGUUUAUUUUAUGGGUAAAUUUGCAUCUCGAGGUGGUUUUAUUGUUAUUUUACUUUAUACAUGUGAAAUAUUCCCAACUGGUUUAAGAUGUACAACGCUUGGUAUAUGUUAUACAUUUCGAUUAAUUGGUGUAGCAUUGGCUUCUCAAGAUGUCGCUGGUAUAAAUGGUCGAACACCUCGACUUAUUUAUGGUGUUCUAUCAUUAAUACUUGGUGCUAUGGCACUUUUAUUACCCGAAACAAAAAAAUUUCCAUUACCACGAACUAUUGUUCAAGUCGAAGUUAUUCCAACAUCAAUAAGUAAAAAAUUUCGUCGACAACGUUCUGCACCAGCUAAAAGAAAUGUUAAACCAGAUGCUACACGUCCAGAAGGUCCACAUGGAUUUAAUGAUGCUGCUUCAUGUGUAUCUGGCGUACGUUCAGUUCGUUUUAAUCCAUAUGAUAAUCAAUCAACAUUACAUAGUGUUUAUGAAUUACAAGAAUAUGGACAAGAUGAUACUCUACAUUCACAAUCAAGUCGAUAUGGUCGCCGAAUGGAUUCACGUAAUCCGAAUAUAUUUCAACCAACUGGUGGAAAUACUACAGAACCAUAUAGACAACAAACACCAAUUGCUGAAGAUGUUGAAUAUGAUGAAGAUGUUGAUGAUGACCGUACACGAUAUGCUCAACAACAACGACUUACAGAACAACGUUUUAAUGAACAAUCAUUAACUAAUGUACGUUCCGAUGGUGAGAUGAAUAAUUCAACAAAUAUAAUUAAUAAACAAUCAUCGAGUGAUAUACCAUCUCAACUUGAAAUAACAGCACAAAUUCAAGCUGGUGAUAUAACAAAUGAUCGAAGUGGGUUAACAGAAAAAUUAUCAACAAAUGAAGAAAUUAAUGAUAAAAAUAAACAAGAUGAUGAUUUAUCUAGAACACCAAUACGAAUUGUUGAUGAACCAAAUACAUUUCCUCCGAAUAUAAGUGAAGAUGAAAACUAUUUUUCUGAACACUGCUAA